Aspergillus candidus is the source of this 2501-nucleotide messenger RNA. RefSeq names its product mRNA-binding ribosome synthesis protein NOC2. Gene Ontology annotation, cellular component: Noc2p-Noc3p complex; nucleoplasm; Noc1p-Noc2p complex. The transcript has a single exon. Gene Ontology annotation, biological process: ribosomal large subunit biogenesis. The record is from RefSeq and is a predicted model, not a curated record. The coding region runs from base 90 to 2429 and encodes 779 amino acids. NCBI's taxonomy places the organism in Eukaryota, Fungi, Ascomycota, Eurotiomycetes, Eurotiales, Aspergillaceae.
CCAGUCCAUACAUCUCAUUCCCCUAUCCCUAUCCACCCGAUUGUAUGAUUCCCUUGCUGUCCGGGUGAACGGAUAGCUAUUUGACAAUCAUGGCUGGUACUCAAAAGAAAUCCACCAAGAAAUUUGAAAAGAAACACCUCAAGGAUACCCUCGAGCGACGAAAGGCCCACGCCAAGGUCAAGCAACGCAACCACCUCAAGGAGAAGCGCAAAGCGGAAAAUGCCCGGUCGCGAGGAGACGAUCAAGAGGACGCAGGUGACGCCAGUGAAGACGAUGAGAAGAAGAAUUCCUUCUCCGAGAUGAACGUCGACGACUUCUUCGCCGGCGGCUUCGACAUCGCAGAUAGCACGCCCGAUCAGGCCAAGAAGGGCAAGUCGAAGAAGGACGUCACGCCCAAGAUCGGGAAACGAAAGCGAUCCGAGGAACAGAAGGGUGAUGAGGAAGCGUCUAGCGGUGCGGAGGAAGACGACGAUGAGGCCGCAGACUCUGAUGCUAGCGGAUCCGAUGGGAUCGAGGAGCACUUGGGUCAGCUAGAGGCUUUGAAGGAGAAGGAUCCUGCAUUCUACAAAUAUCUGAAAGAGAACGACGCGGAGCUUCUCGACUUCGGCGACCAUGGUGACCUGUCGGAGGUUGAUGAGCUGAGCGAAGGCGAGGAGGAAGCCCCGGCGAAGAAGAAGAAGAAGGCCGUGCAGGAGGAGGAGAUGGAGACGGACAAUACGCUGACCAUCCCGAUGGUCAAGAAGUGGCAGAAGUUGAUGGAGGAGCAACAUUCGAUCCGCGCCAUGCGGCAGACCGUCCUGGCCUUCCGCGCUGCGGCAUACCUCAACGAUGCCGACCAGCAGGAGCAGAAAUAUUCCAUCUCGGAUCCUGAUGUGUACCACCAGGUGCUUGUCACGGCCCUCGGCACUGUGCCGCGCGUGCUUGCACACCACCUCCCCGUCAAGGAGUCAGCCUCCGGCAAGGUGAGAGUGUCGCUGGACUCGAGGAAGUUCAAGACGCUCACCCCGCUCAUCAAAUCGUACGUCUCGUCGGUGCACGAGCUACUCAGCAGACUGUCGGACGCCCAGACGCUCAAGCUGACGCUCUCCGCCAUCGAGCCCAUGCUGCCCUACCUCCUCCAGUUCCGCAAGCUGCUCAAGGUGCUCGUCAAGACGGUGGUGGGUAUCUGGUCCGACGUCGCUACCACCGACGUUACCCGCAUCACGGGCUUCCUGCUCCUGCGCCGGUUGAUGAUCAUCGGCGACGCGGGCAUCAGGGAAGCCGUGCUCAAGACAACCUACGAGGGCGUCAUCAAGGGCAGCCGCAACACGACGGUGCACACCCUCGCCGGCGUGAACCUGAUGAAGAACUCCGCCGCAGAGCUGUGGGGCAUCGACCAGAACGUCUCCUACACAGCAGGCUUCAACUUCAUCCGCCAGCUCGCCAUGCACCUCCGCAGCAGCAUCACCCACCCCUCCAAGGACUCCUACAAGACCAUCUACAACUGGCAAUACGUGCACUCGCUGGACUUCUGGUCCCGCGUCCUCUCGCAACACUGCGACGGCCUCGUCGAAGCCCAAGCCGGCAAACAAUCCGCCAUGCGCCCGCUGAUCUACCCCGUCGUGCAGAUCACCCUCGGCGCCAUGCGCCUCAUCCCCACAGCGCAAUACCUCCCGCUGCGCUUCCAGCUCGUCCGGGCCCUCCUGCGUCUCUCCCGCUCCACAGGAACCUACAUCCCCCUGGCCUCCGCCCUCAUCGAAGUCCUGCAACUCACCGAGAUGCGCAAGUCGCCCAAAUCCAGCACCCUGCGCCAGCUCGACUUCUCGACGACCAUCCGCGCGCCCAAAUCCUACCUCCGCACCCGCGUCUACCAGGACGGCCUCGGCGAGCAGGUCACCGAGCUGCUCUCGGAGUUCUUCGUCCUCUGGACCAAGCACAUCGCCUUCCCGGAACUGUCCGUGCCCGUCGUCGUCGCGCUCAAGCGCUGGCUCAAGCAGGUCAGCGCGCGCGCCUCAGGCAACAAGAACACAAAGGUCAACCAGAUGGUGCUGCUGCUCAUCCAGAAGGUGGAGGCCAACUCGCGCUUCAUCGAGGAGCGCCGCGCGUCCGUCUCUUACGCCCCGCGCAACCGCGCCGAGGUCGAGACCUUCCUCAAGGACCUCCCCUGGGAGUCGACGCCGCUCGGCGCGUUCGUCAAGUCCCAGCGGAAGCUGCGGGAGGAGCGCGCUGCUGUGUUGGAGAAGGGACGACGCGAGGAUGAGCGCCGUCGGGCAGCUGAUAAGGAGGACGAUGAGGACGAGGCGAUGAUUGAUGGGUUUAGUGGUAGUGAGGAUGGGGAGGGCGAUGAGCAGGCUGGUUCGUCUGAUGGUGAGAAUGAGGAGGAGGAAGAGGAGGAGGAGUUGGAGAGUGAGGAUGAGGAUGAGGGGGAGUUUGAGAUGGAAGAUGAGUAGAGGUAGACCGACACUUUUCUGUUGAUUCCCUAUUUGUGUUUGAUUCCCUGUGGUUUGUGGGGUACGUUUAUU